Messenger RNA from Schistocerca cancellata (South American locust), 520 nucleotides. RefSeq names its product NADH dehydrogenase [ubiquinone] iron-sulfur protein 6, mitochondrial (gene ND-13A). The transcript has a single exon. The coding region runs from base 35 to 409 and encodes 124 amino acids. Gene Ontology annotation, biological process: mitochondrial electron transport, NADH to ubiquinone. The record is from RefSeq and is a predicted model, not a curated record. Lineage: Eukaryota; Metazoa; Arthropoda; Insecta; Orthoptera; Acrididae.
AUUCAUGUAACAGGAUAGCAAGAUAAUUCCAGGAAUGGCUGCAUCACUGAGCUCAAAGAUCUUAGGAUCCGAGCUCACAAUUGUAAGAAGAUUUUGCAACCAUCUUAAUGCAAAACGCUUUUACAGUGGUGUCGCAGAAUCAGGUGAUACUGUGACACAUACUGGUCAAAAGUUUGAAGAAGAUGACUACAGAAAUGUUCGAUUCAUUGGGAAAGAAAAACAAGUUAAUCCAAAUUUUGCAAUCAAGCUGAUUGCUGAUACACCACCAAUUCCUCAGAAAGAGCGUGUUGUAGCGUGUGAUGGUGGUGGUGGUCCAACUGGUCAUCCUAAAGUGUACAUAAACCUUGAUAAACCAGGCAACCAUGCUUGUGGCUACUGUGGCCUUCGUUUCUUCAAAGAGGACCAUUAGAAAAGUAGUUCUGUAGCACUUUGAUAGCACAGUUUUGAUGUGUUACCAAUAUGUCUUGUUAUUAGUUACUUUUGCAAAUCGUGUACAAAUAAAUCUAUUUAACAUGAUUAA